AGAAAUAAAUUUGCAUAUUCCAGAAUCCAAAUCUAUUAUUCAUAACCAUAAUAAUCCUCAUUUCCGUAAGCCAAACAGACCUUUAGCAGUGGCAGUGGCAGCGCUACCGUAUCUCCGAGUUUCAAGCUCUCAACUACAAAUCGCAAACCGUUAUAAAGAGUCGCAAACAAACAGAGCCUUACUGUGGUGUUCGUCACAGAACCAGAGAAAAUAGAGAGAAAAUGGAAGAGAAAAAGAUUAUAGUCGGUGUCUGUGUCAUGGAAAAGAAGGUGAAAUGCGGAGUCGAGGUUUCCUCAGCUCCAAUGAAACAAAUCAUGGAUAGAUUACAAGCAUUUGGUGAAUUUGAGAUUAUACAUUUUGGAGAUAAAGUUAUUCUUGAAGAUCCAGUUGAAAGCUGGCCAAUUUGUGAUUGCUUAGUUGCUUUCUAUUCCUCCGGUUAUCCGCUCGAAAAAGCCGAGGCUUAUGCUGCUUUAAGGAAGCCUUUUCUAGUGAAUGAAUUAGAGCCGCAACACCUUCUUCAUGACCGAAGAGAAGUAUACCAGUGUCUUGAAAUGUAUGGAAUCCCUGUUCCAAGAUAUGCACUUGUGAAUAGAGAAUUUCCAUAUCAAGAACUGGAUUAUUUUGUUGAGGAAGAAGAUUUUGUUGAGGUCCAUGGAGAUCGCUUCUGGAAGCCAUUUGUAGAGAAACCUGUUGAUGGGGAUAAUCAUAGUAUCAUGAUAUAUUAUCCAAGCUCAGCAGGUGGGGGGAUGAAGGAGUUGUUUAGGAAGGUUGGAAACCGGUCAAGUGAGUUCCACCCAGAGGUUAGAAGAGUCAGGCGAGAAGGCUCUUAUAUCUAUGAAGAAUUUAUGCCAACAGGAGGGACAGAUGUCAAGGUGUACACAGUUGGCCCUGAAUAUGCGCAUGCUGAGGCAAGAAAGUCUCCUGUUGUUGAUGGUGUUGUUAUGAGAAAUCCUGAUGGCAAGGAAGUGAGAUAUCCUGUGUUGCUGACACCUAACGAGAAGCAAAUGGCAAGGGAGGUUUGCAUUGCAUUUAGGCAAGGGGUUUGCGGAUUUGAUCUCUUGCGAUGUGAAGGACGGUCGUAUGUUUGUGAUGUGAAUGGGUGGAGUUUUGUGAAAAAUUCCUACAAAUAUUAUGAUGAUGCUGCUUGUGUGCUGAGAAAGUUGUUCUUAGAUGCCAAAGCUCCUCAUCUUUCAUCAACCAUUCCACCUACUUUACCUUGGAAAGUCAAUGAACCAGUCCAGCCUUCAGAGGGAUUAACUCGUCAGGGAAGUGGGAUUAUUGGAUCAUUUGGGCAGUCUGAGGAGUUACGCUGCGUGAUUGCUAUUAUGCGGCAUGGAGAUAGAACUGCUAAACAGAAGGUGAAGUUGAAGGUGACAGAGGAAAAGCUGCUAAACUUGAUGUUAAAGUACAAUGGGGGACGGCCUAGAUCUGAGACAAAACUUAAAAGUGCUGUUCAGUUGCAAGAUCUAUUAGAUGCUACACGAAUGCUUGUACCUCGUACAAGACCUGGUCGAGAAAGUGACAGUGAGGCGGAAGAUAUUGAGCAUGCUGAAAAGCUUCGUCAAGUUAAAGCAGUGCUCGAGGAGGGUGGGCAUUUCUCAGGAAUUUAUAGGAAAGUUCAACUAAAGCCUUUAAAGUGGGCCAAAGUUCCAAAAAGUAACGGUGAAGGUGAGGAAGAACGGCCAGUAGAAGCUUUGAUGGUUCUUAAAUAUGGGGGCGUUCUUACUCAUGCUGGCAGAAAGCAGGCAGAAGAGUUGGGCAGAUUUUUUCGGAAUCAUAUGUAUCCAGGAGAAGGUACAGGUCUUCUUCGCCUACAUAGUACAUAUCGUCAUGAUCUUAAAAUUUACAGCUCCGAUGAGGGUCGUGUGCAGAUGUCUGCUGCUGCAUUUGCUAAAGGCCUGCUUGAUUUGGAAGGACAGCUAACGCCAAUCCUGGUUUCCCUUGUCAGCAAGGAUUCCUCAAUGUUGGAUGGACUGGACAAUGCCAGCAGUGCUAUGGAAGAAGCCAAGGCUAGGUUAAACGAGAUUAUAACUUCUGGUACAAAGGCUGCUAAUAACAUUGGAUCCUCUGAAUUUCCUUGGAUGACUGAUGGAGCUGGAUUACCCCCAAAUGCUUCUGAACUUCUCCCAAAACUGGUGAAAUUGACCAAGAAGGUCACAGAACAAGUGAGAUUACUAGCUAAGGAUGAAUAUGAAGAACUUACAGAGACAAGCUCAUACAAUGUUAUACUCCCAUAUGACCAGGCAAAGGCCCUUGGUAAAACAAAUAUAGAUAUUGAUCGUAUUGCUGCAGGAUUGCCCUGUGGCAGUGAGGGAUUUCUUUUGAUGUUUGCACGCUGGAGAAAACUGGAAAGAGACUUGUAUAAUGAACGCAAAGAUCGAUUUGAUAUAACACAAAUUCCUGAUGUCUAUGACUCUUGCAAAUACGAUUUACUGCACAAUGCUCAUCUUAAUCUAGAAGGGCUGGAUGAACUCUUCAAAGUUGCUCAGUUACUUGCUGAUGGUGUCAUCCCAAAUGAGUAUGGGAUUAAUCCAAAGCAGAAAUUGAAGAUUGGCUCUAAGAUUGCUCGUCGUCUGUUGGGAAAAAUAUUGAUUGACCUGAGGAAUACUCGGGAGGAAGCCAUUAGUGUUGCAGAAUUAAAAAGUAAUCAAGACGAACAUUCAAUGUCAACAAAGUGCGAAAAGGACGAUGCUCAGUCAAAGCUUUUAACUAAGACUGAAGAUACUAGAAGAACUAGCACAAGUGAAAUGUCAAUUGAUCAGGACGAUGAUGAUGAUAAAGAAACAAAAUACCGUUUAGAUCCCAAGUAUGCAAAUGUGAAAACACCUGAUCGCCAUGUCCGGACGCGUCUUUAUUUUACUUCUGAAUCUCAUAUCCAUUCCCUUAUGAAUGUUCUUCGCUACUGUAAUCUGGAUGAAUCUCUUCUAGAGGAGGAUAGUCUUGUUUGCUAUAAUGCCUUGGAGCGACUGCACAAAACCAAGGAGCUCGACUACAUGAGUUAUAUUGUACUGAGGAUGUUUGAGAAUAUCGAGGUUCCUUUGGAAGACCCGAAAAGGUACCGAAUAGAGAUGACCUAUAGCCGUGGUGCUGACUUAUCCCCCUUGGAGAAGAACGACAGUGAGGCCACAUCAUUACAUCAGGAACACACACUGCCUAUCAUGGGUCCGGAGAGACUGCAAGAAGUAGGAUCGUAUCUGACGUUAGAAAAAAUGGAGAAAAUGGUUCGACCAUUUGCUAUGCCACCAGAAGAUUUUCCUCCACCUUCAACCCCUGCAGGAUUCUCUGGCUACUUCUCAAAGAGUGCUGCCGUACUAGAGCGUUUGGUCAAUCUCUGGCCUUUUCAUAAGCACGAUAAGCAUGCUGGUGCCAAUGGAAAGUAGAUUCUCACCUUUUCUUCAAAAGAAUAUCUUCCCUUUCUCCUUCCCUUAAAUUUAUCACGUCUUUCACAUUCUUUUGUUAUUUUACACGUUGCGCCUAAUCUUUAGUUUUUAGCGGACCAGCUGAGGUGAGUUUGAGCUCUUCUGGCAUAAAAUUUUGGAUCAAACUAACUUCUUUCAACAGUGGAAUGAAAGAUUGUUGUUGGAAGUAACCUUAGCUGAAACUGACCUGGUUUACAAUCUUUUGUUGUAGUAUUUGUUUCUUCAAUUAAUUGGGUAUAGCUCACGAACAA
This is a messenger RNA of Mercurialis annua (annual mercury), 3670 nucleotides long. Its product is annotated as inositol hexakisphosphate and diphosphoinositol-pentakisphosphate kinase VIP2-like. Bases 222 to 3380 code for a protein of 1052 amino acids. The transcript has 30 exons. Gene Ontology annotation, biological process: inositol phosphate biosynthetic process; inositol metabolic process. NCBI's taxonomy places the organism in Eukaryota, Viridiplantae, Streptophyta, Magnoliopsida, Malpighiales, Euphorbiaceae. Gene Ontology annotation, molecular function: ATP binding; inositol hexakisphosphate kinase activity; 5-diphosphoinositol pentakisphosphate 1-kinase activity. The record is from RefSeq and is a predicted model, not a curated record.